AUUUUUCAAACCUGUCUCCUCUCCCCGAUUCCCAAUUUAUCAUUAUUCAGUCCUCGCCGCCGGCCCCGGUCUCUUCCCUGUACUCCGGCCAUCCAUUGCCAGUAGAGACGAAGACCGACAGUCUACAGGCGCCAGUCCGCCGACGACGAUCGACCAACGAACACUCGCCCAGCCUCCAUAUAAAGAAAAUGCCUCUAGGAUUGAUUAUUCAGAGUAUUGGAAGGGCUUAUAGAAGAAAGAGGACAUCUUCUCUUAGCAUUCUCACAUCAAAGUCUGGUCCGCGUAAUUAUUACAAGGGGAAGAACUGCAAGCCAACUGGUUUCCAUACACGCAAAGGAGGGUAUGUAGUUCAGGAAGAAAAGCUGCCUAAUUAUGUUGUCCCUGAUUUAACUGGUUUUAAGCUAAAGCCUUAUGUAUCUCAAGUGGCAAGAGAUGUUGCAUCUACCAAUUAAAGCAGCCUGAUGAAGCCAAUGAAGGAUGUUGCAUCUGGCAAAUGAGAUUACAAAGUAGUUGUAUUCUCAUAAAACUUAUUUGAAUGUUUGGAUCUUGUCUAAUUUUUAAUUAAAGAUGGUUGGUUGUAUGCUUUUCAA
Molecule: messenger RNA, 590 nt
Organism: Impatiens glandulifera
Lineage: Eukaryota; Viridiplantae; Streptophyta; Magnoliopsida; Ericales; Balsaminaceae
Product: 39S ribosomal protein L41-A, mitochondrial-like
Exons: 4
Coding region: 189-452 (87 amino acids)
Biological process (GO): translation
Cellular component (GO): mitochondrial large ribosomal subunit
Molecular function (GO): structural constituent of ribosome
Source: RefSeq, a predicted model, not a curated record